AUACAGUAUACAGUGUACUCUAUAUACAAGAGGAUAUGCUGGCAUCUAGUGGUUAAAGAGGCUGUCAUUUCAGUCGGUGGAAUAAAGAAGAACUGGACAAACAGAUUUCGCAAGCUCUGUGCUCAAAAGAUAAAAAUGUAAAGAAUCCUUCAACCUUCAAAUGCCAUAGACGAGGCGUGUAAUUUGUGAUACUUCAGGGGAUCUUCAGUUUAAUAUGACCGACUAUGGAGUUUCUGUGCAGCAGCUCAAUGACCUUUUGUCAGACGAAAAUGGCCACUUCAGCAUGCCAUCUAGAGAUUUCAAUGAAGUCUACCCGAGGAUUCUGCUUGGAAAUGAGACUGUGGCCACAAAUGUGAAACUCCUGCAACAACUGAGAGUUACCCACAUUCUUAAUGCUGCAGAAGGAGACUCAUACAUGCAUGUGAAGACAGGUGCAGAAUAUUAUGUGGAUACAGGCAUUAUCUACCAUGGAGUACCAGCCAAUGACGUGGACUAUUUUAAUCUUAGCAUAUACUUUGAAGAGUGUGCAGACUUUAUAGCACAGGCCCUGGCAUAUAAAGGUGACAGAGGGAAGGUGUAUGUGCACUGCCAGAAGGGUUACAGUCGUUCAGCAACAGUCGUCGUUGCAUACCUGAUGUUGAAACACAAGAUGGAUGUACGAGCCGCUUUGGCUACAGUGAGAGAGAAACGGGAGAUCGGACCUAAUGAUGGUUUUCUCUACCAGCUCUGUCAACUCAAUGACAAACUGGAAAAUGAGGGCAAGUUAUAAAGCAGAGAAGACAGUCUUUAAGAAGGACGUAUUGAAAUGUUUCUCAUGGCUGGAUCAGGAAGCUGUCACAAGGUUGCGAUGGACUUUAACAGGAAACAUGGCAAGCACAUCACACACCACACUGUUGCCAAACUUAUUAACAAAUUCAAAAAGACUGGAAGUGUUGCAGACCAACCGAGAGGUAGACGUCCACGGACAUCCACUGACGAAGGGACAACUGACGUAGUGCUAGUGUACACAGUCCCCUCCAUAUGUAUGGAGACUUUUGGGACACACUGUAGAAGUAGAACAGCGCAAAGAUGUUUUUCUUAAUGCAGCUAUGAAAAACAUUAUGGUUGUUUGAACUUAUACACAGAGGACCAUUGUUCUCUGUUGCUCUGAUGCCAUCUGGAGUGCUUUAACACUUUGUGUUUAACUCUUUUGCAAUUGUUAGUACAAAGGCUUCUUUUCUCAUUUUUGUAAGUAAUUUCUUUUUGCACUAAACUGAAAAUGAAUCAACA
Messenger RNA from Ictalurus furcatus (blue catfish), 1269 nucleotides. RefSeq names its product dual specificity phosphatase 3b (gene dusp3b). Gene Ontology annotation, molecular function: MAP kinase phosphatase activity; protein tyrosine/serine/threonine phosphatase activity. Gene Ontology annotation, cellular component: cytoplasm. The transcript has 4 exons. NCBI's taxonomy places the organism in Eukaryota, Metazoa, Chordata, Actinopteri, Siluriformes, Ictaluridae. The coding region runs from base 215 to 769 and encodes 184 amino acids. The record is from RefSeq and is a predicted model, not a curated record. Gene Ontology annotation, biological process: protein dephosphorylation; negative regulation of MAPK cascade.